AUGACAACAACAAUACUCAUCAGAUCCGAUGCUUUUGACCGUCCAGAGGUCCAACACUUGCUACAUCACCACUUCACCGAACUUCGAAGUCAAGGUCGCCCUGAGACAUCUUUUGCGCUGGACCUAACCGCUUUCCAGAACCCGUCCAUUGCUUUGUAUACCGCCUGGGAGGGCGACAGCCUAUUAGGCUGCGGCGCGUUGAAAGAACUCAGUCCGACGCACGGAGAGAUCAAAUCGAUGCGGACAGUCCAGGGUCACUUGCGGAAAGGCGUUGCCAAGGCUAUAUUGAAGCAUAUCAUUGCCGAAGCGAGGGAGAGGGAGUACCACUCGUUGAGUCUGGAGACGGGGACGGACGGGAGGUUUGAGGCGCUCGGCAGUUGUAUCUGGGGAUGGGGUUUGAGCUCUGCGGGCCUUUUGGGGGAUAUAGCAGUAGUGAUGAUAAUAUGUUUCUGA
Aspergillus udagawae is the source of this 453-nucleotide messenger RNA. Its product is annotated as GNAT family N-acetyltransferase. NCBI's taxonomy places the organism in Eukaryota, Fungi, Ascomycota, Eurotiomycetes, Eurotiales, Aspergillaceae. The record is from RefSeq and is a predicted model, not a curated record. The coding region runs from base 1 to 453 and encodes 150 amino acids. The transcript has a single exon. Gene Ontology annotation, molecular function: acyltransferase activity, transferring groups other than amino-acyl groups.